Messenger RNA from Colletotrichum destructivum, 588 nucleotides. RefSeq lists its product as uncharacterized. The record is from RefSeq and is a predicted model, not a curated record. Bases 1 to 588 code for a protein of 195 amino acids. Lineage: Eukaryota; Fungi; Ascomycota; Sordariomycetes; Glomerellales; Glomerellaceae. The transcript has a single exon.
AUGGACAACAUCAUCGAGCUGACCAAAACCUUUGUCGAUAGCCAUGCUGCUAUAUUCAAUGCUCUAACCCAACAAUCAAAGCUGGUGCAGCUUAAGCAUCGGCGCGGGCCAUUUGCCAUGCGCACUGUUUGCAAGGAAGCUUGGCUCACGACGGAAGAGCAUGGAACAUUCGAGUUCGGGUUCACAGGCAGCUCCAACUUCGGGUUCCAGUUCAACCCCAGUAGGGACAUCGUUCUUCUGACAGGCGGCCACGAACAUGAUGUUUUAAAAGGCUGUGUCGCCAGUCCCCAGAUCUUCGCCGUAGGCCAGCUUUGCUUCCGCACGAAAGCUAGUUGCAUAAACCUACUGCAUCUUGCUUUUUUAAGCACGGACGACUGCCGCAAGAUUAACUUGGUCCAUUUCCCAGUGAGGGAGUACGACACCGAUAUGGAUCGCGGCGUCAAGCUUUUCGCACUACAAGACUACGACGCCAUCUGGAAUCGAGAAUCAGCCCCUGUUUUUGGAAAGCAGGGUUCAGCUAUCACUACCUUGGGUGGAAUAAUAACGUCAUUGCUGCGUAUGUACCGCAGUAAGACGCUUCUUCAAUAG